Messenger RNA from Elaeis guineensis (African oil palm), 2395 nucleotides. Its product is annotated as protein phosphatase 2C 50. Gene Ontology annotation, molecular function: protein serine/threonine phosphatase activity; cation binding. Gene Ontology annotation, biological process: protein dephosphorylation. NCBI's taxonomy places the organism in Eukaryota, Viridiplantae, Streptophyta, Magnoliopsida, Arecales, Arecaceae. The record is from RefSeq and is a predicted model, not a curated record.
AAGGGAGGGGGGCGAAGACUAUAAUCUAGGAGAUGAUUUUUAGAUUUGUAAAGGUUGACCUGGGUUCCUUCAGAUCCACGGAAGCCAUGUGGUGAGAAGGCCUCCUCCCAUCUUUAAGUUGGUUUUCUUGUGAUCCUUCAACACCUUCUUUUCAAGGUACCUCCCCCCUUUGGGCUCUUUCUGCCCUCCUUAUUCUUGUGCUUGAGGAUAGCGGCUGGAUCCUUUAUUUCGGUGUUUCCAGAUUUAGAUCAGCCUUCCUUUUUUUUUCCUUUUUUCCCCCACCUUUCCCAACAUUUCAUUGUUCAAGAUUUGUUCAUAAUAAGGGGCAGUACUCAGAUCUCAGGAGUCCUUUGAGUUGGGGUAAGAGGAGAGCAUUUCAUAGUGAUGAGAAGGAGGAAGAAACCAUUCUUUAGCAAUGAGAGUUGACGUGAUUCUUGGGGUGGGCUGCUGUUCCCAGUUUUUCAGUUCUUGUUCUUGUUUCAACCACGACGCCGCCUCAGGAGGAGGAGGCGAUGGAGGAGAUGUCUCCGGUGAUUGCUUUGCCGAUUAGCGUAGGCAAUCCGCUCCAGGAUAGGAACCCAAUGGAGAUUAGUCGCCUCAAGUUGAUGACCGAUGCCGCGAGCAUGCUUUCUGAUCCGAUCGAAUCAGAAGUUGAGGCUGUGAUCAUGGAGGAAGGAGGGGGUGGCGACGAUCUGGAGGUCCGGACGCUGCCUGGAAGCGACGAGGAAGACUCCAUGUCCGUGGGGCCGGAGCAGUCUCCUCAGAGCUCCAGUUCCGUAAUCAUUGAUAGCGGUGGCAUUGCGAGCGUUUUGGAAGAAAUUUCUGCUCUGGAUGCAGCUGAUGCGGCUGCAAUAGUGGUCCCUUUGGACAUGGUGCAGAGCAUUGCUCCCGCUGUCGAGAUCAUCGCCGGGGAAUCGGGUUCGAGUUUGGUGACCGCACGCGUUACCGAUUCUGAUCUGAAAGUAGCAGCAGCCCUUGUUGACCCGGCUGUUCAUGGUGGUCGUGUUUUCCUACCGAAUUACGGACCCCUUUGGGGUUGCAUCUCUAUUUGUGGGAGAAGACCAGAGAUGGAGGAUGCCGUAGUGGCUUUGCCGUGGUUUUGGGAAAUUCCAGCCCGGAUGCUAAGUGCUGAUUGCUUGGUGAAAAGCACGAGUGUAGGCUUGAGUCGCUUGCCUGCCCAUUUAUUUGGAGUCUAUGAUGGCCAUGGUGGUGCUCAGGUCGCUAACUAUUGCCGGGAGCGCGUCCAUUUAGCAUUCAUUGAAGAGAUUGAAAAUGUAAACAGAAGUUUUGGAGAUGACAGCGGGGAUGACUGGAAGAAGCAAUGGGAAAUGGCUUUCACUGAUUGUUUUAAGAAGGUUGAUGAUGAGGUUGGAGGGAAAGGUAGACAAGUUGUUGUAAGCACGCUAGAUGUCUCUGAGGAGGGGUCAAGCUCAAGCCUUUCUGCUUCCGUGCCAUCAGAACCCAUUGCCUCGGAGACUGUUGGAUCUACUGCGGUUGUCGCUGUUAUUUGUUCAUCUCACAUUAUCAUUGCAAACUGCGGGGAUUCAAGGGCAGUACUUUGUCGUGGCAAAGAACCAAUGGCUCUAUCUGUGGAUCAUAAGCCAAACAGAGAUGAUGAAUAUGCCAGGAUUGAAGCAGCUGGAGGAAAGGUCAUCCAGUGGAAUGGAUACCGUGUGCUUGGUGUUCUUGCUAUGUCAAGGUCAAUUGGGGACAGAUACUUGAAACCAUGGAUCAUCCCAGAACCAGAGGUCAGAAUUGUACCACGAGUGAGAGAGGAUGAAUGCCUCAUAUUAGCCAGUGAUGGCUUAUGGGAUGUAAUGUCAAACGAAGAGGUUUGUGAUGCUGCUCGCAAACGGAUUCUUCUCUGGCACAAAAAGAAUGGUAUUACGGCCUCUUCCAUGCAAAGAGGUGAAGGCACUGAUCCUGCAGCUCAAGCAGCUUCAGAAUACCUUGCAAAACUUGCUCUCCAGAAAGGUAGUAAGGAUAACAUCACCAUUAUUGUUGUUGACCUGAAAGCCCAAAGGAAGUUCAAGAGGAAGACUUCAGUGGGUUAAUCAGCUGUCAUUUAAUUAUUAGCGGAGUAAAAAGAACCCUAAGAUAUACGUUCAGUUUAGUCUGUUAUUCCCGUUGAUACGUAAGCCCGUAUAUAUAUUUUUUAAAUGUGGGCUGUAAGGGCUGUUUGAGAAAUUAUAGGCUAUGUAUGUAUUAGGAUGUUUCAAGAAAGGUUUAUUUUCUAUUUCCAGUUCUAUAAUCUUGUAAUUUUCUCUUACCUGGGCAAUGUACUAGCUAUGUAAAUUUAAGUUGCUGUGGAUUCUCUGCUUGAGUGUAUUUUGCGUUUACCUCCAAGCUCUACGGCUCUGUGAGGGAUAUUAAGAUUGAAUCUUUCUCGUUACCC